AUGAAUAGCAACAACAAAUCAAUUUAUAAAAAUAUUGAAUUUCAGGAUGAACCCUAUUCAACCAACAAUAAAUUUGCUGUGUAUGUUCCAAAGUAAGAAAUACCCAAAUAAUCUGCACCUCAAUAAAUGUUAUCUAAUUCACAACAAUUACAGUCGCCAUAAAGAUAGAUGAAAGUUGAGUUUCAGGAUGAACAAGAAAAUCGCAACCAUUAAAAUCAGAUGGAGUAAUAACAAUUUGAAUAGGAAUAGUAAUACUCUUAGAGGAAUCAACCCAAAGUGGAAACCCAAAACCAAAGAAAUGUAACUUAAAAUAGAUACAGGCUAUCAAAUCAAACUCCUAAGACUGCUUAAGACAAGCAACAGCACAAAUUUUACAGUUCUACUCCUUCUCAAAGCAUUCAAAAGCAAAGGACACUUCAAUAAUUCAAGGAUAGUUUGUAUUUUGAUGAACGAAUCAAUAAAGUACCAAAAUCAACAAUCAGAAAUCAAAUUAUAGACAGUAUUGUUAGUGAUGCUGAUUUGCUACUUCAAAAGAGAGAGUUGAUGACUUCCAUUUAUAAAUUGAAAUAACUGAAUCUAUUAAAAAACAAGGAAUUUGCAGUGAAUCGUCUCCCAGGAGUUGGAAAAUCGAGCUUCGUAUAUAAUGAUUAUCAUACCAAGAGCACAAACAAUGGAUACUCAAGAAAUUUCGGUGGAGUAUUUUAUACAAGAUGA
Molecule: messenger RNA, 714 nt
Organism: Paramecium tetraurelia
Lineage: Eukaryota; Ciliophora; Oligohymenophorea; Peniculida; Parameciidae
Exons: 2
Source: RefSeq, a predicted model, not a curated record